UCAGAUAAUAUAAAACUGUACUAAGAGAACGUUGACGAGAAUAUAUAACGAGAAACGAUUUAAACGUUUACGUGAAAACUAGCCACAAACUUCAAGAAGAGAAACUACGUUGAAAAGCAGACGAAAAAUAGCAGACGAAAAACAAGAAUUUGUGAAGACAAGUGUUAACAUUACAAGCGAUUUUGAUAAACUUCGAAACACCAGAACAAAUAUGGCAAGUAAACUUAAAGGACCAGCCAUUGGUAUCGAUUUAGGUACAACCUAUUCAUGUGUUGGUGUCUUUCAACACGGAGCAGUAGAAAUCAUCGCCAACGACCAGGGAAACAGAACAACACCAAGUUAUGUAGCCUUUACAGAUUCAGAGAGAUUGAUUGGCGACGCCGCUAAAAAUCAGGUCGCAUUAAAUCCGCAAAACACCAUCUUCGACGCCAAAAGAUUAAUUGGACGAAAGUUUGAUGAUUCCACAGUUCAAAAUGACAUCAAACAUUGGCCAUUCAAGGUGAUCAAAACUGGUGACAAACCAAAAUUACAGGUGGAAUACAAAAAUGAAUUGAAAACAUUUUCACCUGAAGAAAUAAGUUCUAUGGUGUUGACAAAGAUGAAGGAAACUGCUGAAUCUUAUCUAGGACAGAAAGUUACAGAUGCUGUUAUAACGGUACCAGCUUAUUUUAAUGACGGUCAGAGACAAGCUACUAAAGAUGCCGGUGUUAUUGCUGGAUUAAACGUUUUGAGAAUCAUCAACGAACCAACAGCAGCUGCCCUAGCCUACGGUUUGGAUAAAAACAUAACUGGUGAAAAACAUGUUCUUAUUUUUGACCUGGGUGGAGGAACUUUUGACGUAUCAAUCCUGACAAUCGAAGAUGGUAUGUUUGAAGUUUUAUCCACGGCUGGUGAUACACAUUUAGGAGGAGAAGAUUUCGAUAAUCGUCUUGUCAGUCAUUUUAUUCAAGAAUUUAAACGAAAACACGGUAAGGACAUUUCUAAUAAUUCCAGAUCUUUACGUCGACUUCGAACCUGUUGUGAACGAGCUAAGAGAACUUUAUCAAAUAGUGCUGAAGCUACGAUAGAGAUCGAUGCCUUGUUCGAAGGUGUUGAUUUCUAUUCGAAAAUUACCAAGGCCAGAUUUGAAGAAAUAUGUUCCGAUUUAUUCCGAAGCACAAUGGCUCCCGUGGAAAAGGCUCUUCGAGAUGCCAAGUUGGAUAAAUCUAAAAUCGACGAAAUUGUCCUUGUCGGAGGUUCAACAAGAAUACCUAGAAUCCAAAAACUUUUACAAGAUUUUAUGAAUGGUAAAGAACUGAAUAAAUCCAUCAACCCCGAUGAAGCAGUAGCUUACGGUGCCGCUGUCCAGGCCGCCAUUUUAACAGGAGACAGAAGUGACGCCAUUAAAGACGUUUUAUUGGUGGAUGUAGCCCCGUUAUCUCUGGGUAUAGAAACUGCUGGUGGGGUAAUGACCAAACUGAUAGAAAGAAAUACUCGAAUUCCAACCAAAACAUCGCAGAUAUUCACAACUUACGUUGAUAAUCAACCUGGAGUGGAUAUUCAAGUCUAUGAAGGAGAACGAGUGAUGACCAAAGACAAUAAUUUAAUGGGAAGUUUCGAGUUAUCUGGAAUACCGCCAGCACCAAGGGGAGUUCCUCAGAUUGAAGUUGGUUUUGAUAUUGAUGCUAAUGGUAUUCUCAACGUAUCUGCUAAAGAUAAAAGUACUGGUAAUAGUAAAAAUAUUACCAUCACCAACAAUAAGGGACGUCUGAGUGGUGAAGAAAUUGACCGAUUGGUUAAAGAGGCCGAAAAAUUCAAAGAAGAGGAUGAAAAACAGAAAGCUAAAAUUGAUGCCAGAAAUCAUCUGGAAUCGUAUGUGUAUAGUGUGAAACAGGCUGUAGAUGACGCGGGUGAUAAAAUAGUUGAUAGUGAUAAAGAAACUGUAAAGAAAAGUUGUGAUGACGCCAUGAAGUGGUUAGAUAAUAAUUCUCUAGCAGAUAAAGAAGAAUAUGACCAUAAAUUAGAAGAACUACAGAAAAUAGCAUCUCCUAUAAUGACUAAACUUCAUUCUGGUGGUCAAAAUGGUGGAUCAAGUGGACCCUCUUCUUCAUCUGGUAACCAAGGACCUACAGUAGAGGAAGUUGACUAAAGAUCUAGAUGUAACUAGGAUGUGAUAAAUGUGUUGAAUGUAUUUAAAUAGAAUGGUUGUGCAGUUAAUUCAACAUAAUGUUUGUAUAUUUUAGAUUUUUUACAUUUUGUAUAUAAUGUAUAUUAGUGAAAAUGAGUCUUUCAAGUGUAAGGAUAUUUACGGGUUAAAAUAUUUUGUAUAUUGUUAGGUAUGACCUCUUACAAAGUAUACAGAAUAUCCAAAAAAACUGUAUUCAUUUCGUGUUUUAUAAUUUUUAUUUUGUUAUCUAUUAUAAAACUUUAUUUAAAUUUUGUAUUUUUAUUUUGUUAUCUGUAUGAAAUAAACAGAAUAUAAAACUU
This is a messenger RNA of Patella vulgata (common limpet), 2466 nucleotides long. Its product is annotated as heat shock protein 70 B2. The transcript has a single exon. Gene Ontology annotation, biological process: cellular response to unfolded protein; protein refolding. Bases 212 to 2128 code for a protein of 638 amino acids. Gene Ontology annotation, cellular component: cytoplasm. The record is from RefSeq and is a predicted model, not a curated record. Gene Ontology annotation, molecular function: ATP-dependent protein folding chaperone; ATP hydrolysis activity; ATP binding. NCBI's taxonomy places the organism in Eukaryota, Metazoa, Mollusca, Gastropoda, Patellidae.